This is a messenger RNA of Drosophila miranda, 3497 nucleotides long. It is a transcript of the gene dpr8, whose product is annotated as zwei Ig domain protein zig-8. The transcript is spliced from 11 exons. The record is from RefSeq and is a predicted model, not a curated record. Lineage: Eukaryota; Metazoa; Arthropoda; Insecta; Diptera; Drosophilidae. Gene Ontology annotation, biological process: synapse organization. Gene Ontology annotation, cellular component: neuron projection membrane. The coding region runs from base 873 to 1859 and encodes 328 amino acids.
UCGCUUCAGUUUCGUUUAGGAUAUCGAACACAACGGUUUGGCCCACGGACCAGAGACCCCUCCACUUGACUCCACCCCGACACUCGUUUCGACUGGACUCGACUCGCGACUCUCGACUCAACUCUCGACUGUCGACUCGACUUCCGACUCCGACUCCGACACGAUUCGAUUCGAUUGGACCCUCGACCAGAGCCAACAUCAGAGUGUGCCACUUAUUCGGUCUUUGGCUAGCCAGCGCAUCGAACACGCGUUGCAAUUCGCAUUUUGCAUUCAUUCGGUGUCUCCGCGACUCACGUGCUUGCCACACGGUGCUUGCACGGUGUCGCUGUCGUCGCGUUCCCGCGUUUGUUGCCCCCCCCCUCCGCACUCCGUCUGUGUUGGGGCACCACCACCGAUUGUUGCUGCGUUUUUUUUGAAGUGCCAAAACAAUCAAAAUACAAAUAUCAAAAAGUGCAAAGAAAGUGACUGCAACGACUGCAAGGACUGUGCAAAAGUGUGGCAUACUAUGAUGGGCCUGCCCCAAUAAAUGCCCCAAUAAGUGGCAUAAGCGUGCGCCAGAGUGCGAGAGUGUGGCAGUGUGGCAGUGGGAGUCUCUCCAUUAAAACUCUAGCGAAAAAGUCAAAACUCAAACCACGCCCACACGCCGCACCGAAAAGGGGAAGCGGACAAAAAAGGCGCUAAGUAGCAGGUCUUUCGAGCGAGCGACAAGCCCUGGAAAAAAAACUCUGAAAAAACUGAAAAAAAAACCAACUUAAAGUUCGGGCAAACACUUGACAUCCAUCCAGGAAUCAAAUAAACCGAAGGCAUAAACUAAACACAAAUUAAGUUCCUGAAGUUGCAGCAGAAGAACAUAAGCACUAUAUAGAUCAAAGAUGUCAAUGAAUUGGGCCCUGUAUUGGGGCAUAAUGUGGGUGCUUUCAGGCUCCACGGACAGCGCUUCGAAGCGCUUCUUUACAGACUUCUUGCAGGAUUUGCCCACGCCAGGCACCGGCGGACCCACCUUUGACCCCAGCGCGAUCAGCAAUAUCACAGGACUCGUGGGCAAGACCGUUAAGAUGACCUGCCGUGUCAAGAACUUGGGCAAUCGAACGGUCUCUUGGGUGCGACAUCGGGACAUCCAUCUGCUGACUGUCGGCCGCUAUACGUACACAUCGGAUCAGCGAUUCGAGGCCCAGCACUCGCCGCACGCCGAGGACUGGUCCCUGCGCAUACGCUAUGCCCAGCGCAAGGACUCGGGCAUCUACGAGUGCCAGAUCUCGACAACGCCGCCCAUCGGACAUGCUGUCUAUCUGAAUAUUGUGGAACCCAUCACCGAGGUCAUUGGCGGCCCCGACCUGCACAUCAACAAAGGAUCCACCAUCAAUUUAACCUGCAUUGUGAAAUUUGCACCGGAACCGCCGCCAACCGUCUCCUGGUCGCACAAUCGCGAGAAUGAUCCUAGAUACAAUAAGGUCAUAAAUUUCGAUUCACCUCGCGGCGGCAUAUCAUUAGUCACCGAGAAAGGUGUACUGACCACCAGCCGUCUCCUCGUCCAGAAGGCCAUACAGGAGGAUGAGGGCCUCUACACAUGCGCCCCCUCGAAUGCCAAUCCCACAUCGGUCCGCGUCCAUAUCGUUGAUGGCGAACAUCCGGCGGCCAUGCAUCAUGGAAACUCGGCGCCACUUCAGCCACCGGCUUUGAUCUCGAUGUUGAUGCUUGUCUGCAGCACUCUGAUUCUGCUGCACGCCUCUGCCUGCUGCAACCAAACCCUACCCAAGAUGAGGACACAACAACAACGAGGAGGCAACGGCAAUGGACAGCUGAAGGACAUCAAGGGCGGCGAGCGGCUGGAGAGGAAUUCGCUGGUGUCUGGGACAUGACUAGCCGGCCCCCGCGUAACCGGAGCCGGAGCCGGAAAUGCCAUCGAAAUGCCAACUGGAAUGAAGUACUAAAUAUUCCAUAGAGCGAGCUGCAGAAAGACAGAGAGAGAGAGAGAGUGAGUGAGGCGCGGGGGUAAGGGGCAGCUGCUCUCUGGUUUUCCGUUCCAGUUCCAGGAUCCUUCCAGCCACCGCCUUGGUUCAGCGUUCUCCAAAUCGUUUCGUUUCUCCUUUUUGCCCCGCUCCACUUUUCGCUCUAUGAGUGGAAUGCAGAGGGGGAGGGGCAUGCGUGAGUACAUCCUUUUUAUCACUAAAUUAAGUAGUCGUUAGAUAAGGUCCUUUGGGAAAUAACUGGAGCUGGAACGACAAGGAAAAACAAAAAGCAAAGCCCAAAAAAGAAAAAACAAACAAAAAAAAAAACAAAAAAAAAAAAUAGUGCAGAACGAACAAACGAACGAUUUUCUUCAUGCAACAUGUUCUUGCAACAAAACCAUUAAAUUCAAAAGAAAUACAAAAAUAUAAGCCCAUUGUAAAUAAGGCAUCGGAUGAGAGAUUGCCAGCAGAUCAACAAGAAACACACAAAAAGAUACAGUUACAGAUACAGAUGCAAGUGGGAAUACAGAUAUUGCAUUGCGUAAUGGAUUCAGAUUCCCCCUGUUUUGAGAUGGAUCCAUUCCAUUUUAUAAGCUAUAGGUGUCUAAAGAUAAAUACAUACUCGUAAAUAUUACAUACAUAUAUAUAUGCGCGCAGAAACAGAUACAGAUACAGAUACAUAUAGAUAUGAUGAUCCCUCAAAAUUUGAGGUGGACAGAUUGUUUUUUUUUAGGCUUAAGUUCAAGACUAUAGUAAAAUCUAAGUAAAGAUAAAGAUUCAGAGAAAAGAAGGGGCAGGAGGAGCAAAAGACGUAGCAGAAUAUACAGAAUGAUGGGUAAAGGAUACAGGAGGAUUAUUUAGUAAUGUAAGCGAAAAAACAAAAACCACAAAGAAAAUCUUAGUAUAAUUGUAUCUUUUUUUUUUCGUGUCGCAUCAGAUCUGAUCAGUAUAAUAAUCCGUAUCUAUCUCUCUCUCUCUCUCUCUCUCUAUAGAAAUUGUUGUUGUAUGUGUGAGAAAAGAUACAAAAGAUACAUAAAGAGAAAAGCCACAGAUAAAGAAACAAAUACAUACCUAUCCGAUUAAAAAAGCAUAUUGCUAUUGAAACUAUCUCCCUCUCUCCGUCUCUCUAUAGCUAUCUCUAUCUCUCUCUCUCUCUCUCUCGAUAUAUACUUCUCUCUCCUUCACACACAGACAGCACACAUAGAUACAUAGAUACUCUAUCUCUAAGCCAAGCUAAAAGAAGAAGAUUAAGUUUAGAAAAAGAAAGAAAGAAAGAAUCCGCGAUCCCACCCCACACAAAAGAAGACAGGGUCUAACCCUCCAUUCCCCUCUUGAUUCCCUUCCCCCCAGAGAAAAGAAACCCCCCCCAUUGCCCACGUCUUUCCAGCCCUACCCCCAGCCCCUUUCUGUGAACCCAUUUCUCAUGCUCUAAAUAUAGGAAAAACAAGAUACAUAUACAACAGAUACUCUCCAUACUAAGCGCGUAAUUACAUGGAAUAUGUCAUAAAAAGUAACAAGAUUCACGACGAACCCCAAGAAGGAAUAUAU